GGGACCUGGUACAAUGUUGGCCUCGGUGCAUGUGGCCACCCCGAUGUGACCAGUAGUCCCAUUGUCGCUAUUUCGCAUGACAUCUACGGCAAUGGCGGCGACUGCAACCAGUGGAUGCAAAUCACUAACAAGGGUGCGACGCGACCUCCAUCGGUAUGCGUUACACGAUCUCUCCCACAACAACUUUAUUUAUGUCUCACGUUUCUACCUUGCCCAGACCUGAGUCCGUCUCUCUUCAAAUCAUUGGGUGCGCCUCUUAGCGAAGGUGUUAUUGAGGUUGAGUGGCACUUCAUGGCCAAACGCUGGAACCCUUAG
Messenger RNA from Postia placenta MAD-698-R-SB12, 315 nucleotides. RefSeq lists its product as hypothetical. The transcript is spliced from 2 exons. Lineage: Eukaryota; Fungi; Basidiomycota; Agaricomycetes; Polyporales; Adustoporiaceae. The annotation marks the transcript as partial. The record is from RefSeq and is a predicted model, not a curated record.